AUGCACACACCCACACACCUAUCCCAACCACAUCAGCCGCCGAUCUCCAAACUCAAGCUACAAGCCGCCGAGGUAUCACCUGCACCUGGUAUGGACUUGCGUGAAUUGUUCAAGGCAGCCAGCAGCGUGGCUUGUUCCAGCAACCAGAGUGGCGGAUCCGGAAGAGCACAAAGUCCAGUCCAGGCCUAUCACACCACGCUACCCCGACGGAUGAUCUCGAGCCGUCCACGCCCAUGCAUAUCAGUUCAGGUUCAACUUUUCGCGGAUGAAUCCGUUUGUCCGUCGUUCGGCGGCCGUGUGAGAUGUCCCGCUUUCUCCUUAGUAAUUUGUGCCAUGUGCACAUUGUACAGACGAGAAGGAUUCACUGAGGUCAAUGCUCUAAUAUUGGUAGAUUGAGCUGUGUGAAAAUACCCGAGCUACCCGACGUCCGGCUGUCUCGUCUCGAUUCAGUAUUGUCGGCAUGCGGCACAGUGGCUUGUGGGUGGUCGAAAGGAGCUAUCUCAGUUAACUCCGAGUACCUACCUACGAUUGGAAGAGGGUGAUUGCACAGAUAGAUGAGGAGCGGUACGGGCUCCACGAUCAGCAAUUCAGAAAGUGGUUCAGGUGCGUAAUAAUUUCGGAAAUGGGCUCG
This is a messenger RNA of Podospora bellae-mahoneyi, 631 nucleotides long. RefSeq lists its product as uncharacterized. Lineage: Eukaryota; Fungi; Ascomycota; Sordariomycetes; Sordariales; Podosporaceae. The transcript is spliced from 2 exons. The record is from RefSeq and is a predicted model, not a curated record. The coding region runs from base 1 to 396 and encodes 131 amino acids.